Messenger RNA from Exaiptasia diaphana, 3759 nucleotides. RefSeq names its product proprotein convertase subtilisin/kexin type 6. The record is from RefSeq and is a predicted model, not a curated record. Gene Ontology annotation, biological process: protein processing. Gene Ontology annotation, molecular function: serine-type endopeptidase activity. NCBI's taxonomy places the organism in Eukaryota, Metazoa, Cnidaria, Anthozoa, Actiniaria, Aiptasiidae. Gene Ontology annotation, cellular component: Golgi membrane; trans-Golgi network.
UUGAAGUGUACCUACUUGAGGUGGGGUGAUUUUUGGGCCAUUUCCGAGUUUGCUCAAUCCUUACAAAGACUGUCUCUUAAUGUGCUUAAUUUUUGCAAUUGUUUUUUUUUGUCACUUUCAAUUUUCUCAAUUUCAUGAACUAGAUUUGUAAACUAAGCUUUCGCAUCAACAAUAAUUGAAAGUGUUACAUUAAUGUAUUUUAGUUUGAUAGCAACAGUUUCUCACUCGAAAAAGAGAAAAGUUCAAGGAGAGCUUUUCGUGAGCCUAAUGAUCCGCUGUUCAGCAAACAGUGGUACAUCAACAGACAAAGAGGUCAGACUCUCAAUGUCACGUCUGUAUGGCCACAAUAUACCGGGAAAGGAGUCGUUGUUGCUGUGGUUGAUGAUGGUGUAGAUGGACGUCACCCUGAUUUGAUACGCAACUACAAAUUCUCAGCGGGCUUUGAUUUCCUGGAAAAUGACACCGAUCCAAGGCCAAAAGGAAGACGCGUAUCAGGGCAUGGCAACAAUUGUGCAGGUGUUAUUGCCGGUAAUGCAAAUAAUAGCUUGUGCGGUGUUGGGAUUGCAUACGAUGCUGAAAUUAUAGGGAUUCGCCUUUUUGAUGAAAACAUCAAAUCAACUGAUGCUACAGAAUCGAAAGCCUUGGUCCACAAGCUGGACAAAGUGGACAUCUAUUCUAAUAGCUGGGGCCCUGGGGACAUGGGAUGGCAGGUAGAAGGUCCUGGCAAAAAGACCAAAGCUGCUCUUAAACGCGGAGUAGAAGAGGGACGUAAUGGUUUGGGUGCCAUCUACACAUUUGCAGCUGGUAAUGGCGGUAUAACCCAGGACAGCUGUGCCUAUAAUGGUUAUGUUAACAGUAUCUACACUAUCGCCAUCAACGGUGUYAACGAAGAUGGUUCAAACCCUACUUAUGCAGAAGAGUGUCCUAGUAUCAUGGCAACGGCUUACAGCCGAGACACACUAAGACGAAUUGGGGAAGUUAUAACAACUGAUGGGCAGAACGGAUGCAGUAAGGCUUUUGGUGCGUCUUCUGCGUCUACAGCGAUGGCUUCUGGUCUGAUUGCUUUGGCUCUUCAAGCUAAUCCCAACCUAACCUGGCGUGAUGUGCAGCAUAUUAUCGUGAGAAGUUCGAGAUCAGCACCAGGAGGAAAGGAACUUCAGCGUGGAGAUUGGCAAACUAACAAGGCUAAUUUUACAGUCAGUAAAUUCUAUGGGUUUGGUUUAAUGGACGCAGGGGAGAUGGUCCGAAUUGCAAAACAAUGGAAAACAGUUCCCCCUCAACAAAGAUGUGAGAUAAAAGGCAGUGACAUUAACAGCACAAUUCCAGCAACAUUUAAUGUCUCAGUAUCAAACGCUAAUUGUAACAUUACUCACUUGGAACAUGUGCAAGUCAAAGUUAAUCUUCGUUUUGGUAGACGAGGAGAUCUAGGACUAGAACUAACAGCUCCAAGUGGCACCAGUUCUCCUCUAACGCGUCGUCGAAGGAUCGACAACCUUACGGGAUUUAAAAAUCUGACAAACUGGGCAAUUACAACACUGUUCAAUUGGGGCGAGAAUCCUGUGGGUGAAUGGAGGCUGAAAGUUACAAAUUUAGAUCCUUUUUAUUAUUAUUAUUAUACUAGAGGUACACGAGAUACACUCUACAGUUGGUCCCUGAUAUUGUAUGGAACUUCAUUACAUCCAACAGAAAGUGAUGAAUGGCAGCCAUCUAGGCCUCUUUCCUCAACUUCAACUCCUCCUUCAGUUAAAGUUGAUGGUCAGUACUCACCGUGGAGUUACUGGACUCUUUGUAACAAGACAUGUGGUGGAGGAACUCAACGACGUUUCCGCGCAUGCACCAGCCCCAGGCCCCUGAACGGCGGUAAAGACUGCAACGAAACCCUACUUGGUCAAUCGACGGAAUCUCAAAGCUGCAAUACAAAUCCUUGCCCAAUUCACGGUGGAUACUCGUCGUGGUCCAGAUGGACCAGAUGUUCURCGACAUGUGGGAGAGGAUACCAGUACCGYUCRCGUACAUGUACUAAUCCCAGACCCCAAUAUGGUGGAAGAGACUGCAGGAGACUCGGUCUAGCUAGGCAGCGGGAGCAAUGCAAUCUACGACGUUGUCAAGUUGAUGGUGGAUGGAGUGCAUGGGCUACAUGGGRUCAUUGUUCCGUAACAUGUGGUGGUGGAAUUAGGUAUCGUUAUCGUCAGUGCAACAGUCCCCAGCCCAGAAAUGGUGGAAGAAGCUGCAGAGGCAAACACUGGGAAUCGCAAACCUGCAACAMAUAUGCUUGUCCAGGACAAGAAAACCGCGUAAYACCAGUUGAACGUAGCAGCGACAUCGUUUGUAGAGACGUAUGGCCAUCGUUUUGUGAAACGAAUGGUUGGAUCUGUUYCUCUGAGAGCUGGAAACCAUAUGUGAAUCAAAAUUGUCGCUACAGUUGUGGACUCUGUCAAGUUCACGGUGGAUACUCGUCGUGGUCCAGAUGGUCCAGAUGUUCUACGACAUGUGGGAGAGGAUACCAGUACCGCUCACGUACAUGUACUAAUCCCAGACCCCAAUAUGGUGGAAGAGACUGCAGGAGACUCGGUCUAGCUAGGCAGCAGAAGCAAUGCAACAUACGACGUUGUCCAGUCUGUAGAGACGUAUGGUCAUCGUUUUGUAGAACGAAUUCUUGGAUUUGCAACGAAGAGAGCUGGAAAACAUAUGUGAAUCAAAAUUGUCGCUACAGUUGUGGACUCUGUCAAGAUGCAUCUUUCCAACUCUGCAGCAGCGCCAUCRUSCCUCCUCCCUGCARUCCUGACAAGUGGGUCUACACGUGCAAGACUAGCGCUGGUUACGUGACAUGCAAGAGUAACGCACUCACUCAAAUGAUCACGUGCUCGCCAUCUGUAAACACCGAUAUAUCGUGUUGUAGUAUCAAAUGCUCAAAUUGACCGAAAUUAUCAUUGCAAACGUAUGUAGGAUUCUGUAGGGGUGUAGCCAGAGGAUUCAAGGGCGGGAGACAGCACAAAACGAAAAUAGAACAUAAAACUACGUUGUUUACACUCAAUGCGAAAUAAAUGUUAGCAUGAUAAUUCAUCGCCAAUGCGCAAAACAAACCUCUUUACCUCGUAUCCAAGUUUUAGAAAAUUUCUAUUACAAUUGUUAUUGUUCUUAUUGGUAUUCAGUGUUAAGACAAUGAAGGUAAAGAAAAGAAAAUUAUUAAUACUUAUAUCCCUCCCAUCAAAGUUUCUAGUUCUCAGGGCAUUGCUAGAGUGGUUUUCAUUAACCCGUGAAACACACGYUAGCGUAUUUAUCGCUAUUACACUUUUUAUGAAAACCACUCUAACUCCUGUUUUCGGCUUGUUAUAUUCGAUUCUUUAUAGCUACUGAUUUWAUAUUAAGCGAGCUGACCCGGUUUAACGGUCUGGUUCGUCUUUUGUUAUGCCUUUCUUGAAGACACAAAACAAGAGAAAUUAGCAACUUGUAGCAAGGGCGAAAGAUCCAGCUCGCUUUAUAUAAUCAUUCCCAUUUCCUGAUGUAAUACUGUGGGAGACUGGAACCAGAACCUUUAUUCUAGCAUUUUGGAAAGGCUGUMAAUCGUGCUUAUUUGAUCUGAUUAACAACAAACAUUAUUAGUUUCUUAUAGAAAGUGUAAUGUUUCGUUCUGUAUAAGUCUAAUUCCAACACCGUGCUAAUUAAGGGACUUGUAUCCRGCCUUGCACGGUAUGAAAUCAGUAAUAGAUAAUUUCAAAUAUUGUAAAAGUAUCAAUAAAAAGAGCAUGUUUGAUUUCA